This is a messenger RNA of Theobroma cacao (cacao), 2063 nucleotides long. Its product is annotated as Major facilitator superfamily protein. Gene Ontology annotation, biological process: monosaccharide transmembrane transport. Gene Ontology annotation, cellular component: membrane. Gene Ontology annotation, molecular function: hexose transmembrane transporter activity. NCBI's taxonomy places the organism in Eukaryota, Viridiplantae, Streptophyta, Magnoliopsida, Malvales, Malvaceae. The record is from RefSeq and is a predicted model, not a curated record.
CAGUUCGCUGUGGAAAAAGAACCAUUGCCUUUGCUCUGUUUCCUUGCAGCAGUAUUUAAGAAGCCUCCAGUCCCCACUCCUCAUAAACCAACCCCCGGCGCACGAUAGCCCCUAACCGCACUUUUUUUUUACAUUUUCCUUUACUUAUAAAUAACUCGAGAGCUUUCUCUUUGUCGCGAAAUUUCGUAACCUUAAAGUGAAGUUGUCUCCAAAAUUCUAUGCUGAUUAUGUACGGCAGAUCUAUCAAAUCAUCUUAAGCGAGUAAGUCUUUACCAAGACUAGCGAGAUCAAGUGAUUUGAAGGCCAGAGCUGGCUGCUUUAGUUUGGCAUGUGGGGACGUCAACGUGAAGCACUCUCAAUGUACAAGAGGUUGUCAUCAAGAGAUCAUUCAACUGUAAUGGAUGUAGAAGAGAAUUCAGCUCUCUUACAGAACAGCAUGGAUGUGGAAAGUACAAAUCCUUCAUGGAGGCUUUCUUUCCCGCAUGUACUAGUGGCAACCAUAUCUUCAUUCCUAUUUGGCUACCACCUUGGGGUAGUUAAUGAACCGCUUGAGAGCAUCUCUUUAGAUUUAGGUUUCAGUGGGAAUACUCUGGCUGAAGGUCUGGUGGUGAGUACAUGUUUGGGUGGUGCCCUUAUUGGAUCUUUGUUCAGUGGUUGGAUUGCUGAUGGUGUUGGGCGCCGUAGGGCAUUUCAGUUGUGUGCUGUGCCUAUGAUUAUUGGUGCUUCUAUGAGUGCAACAACAAAAAAUUUGGUGGGUAUGCUCAUUGGAAGGUUCUUAGUUGGGACUGGAAUGGGACUUGGUCCACCUGUUGCAGCUCUAUAUGUGACGGAGGUUUCCCCUGCUUCUGUGAGGGGUACUUUCGGAAGCUUCAUCCAGAUUGCAACAUGUCUGGGACUUAUGGGGGCUUUGUUUAUCGGAAUCCCUGUCAAAGACAUUGCUGGCUGGUGGCGCAUUUGUUUUUGGGUCUCCACGAUUCCUGCUGGGUUACUUGCAUUUGCCAUGAUGUUUUGUGCUGAGAGUCCACAUUGGUUAUACAAGCAAGGAAGAAGUGCUGAAGCGGAAGCUGAAUUUGAGAGGCUUUUAGGUGGAUCACAUGUCAAAUAUGCCAUGUUAGAAUUAUCCAAAUUUGACAGAGGGGAUGAUGCGGACACUGUGAAACUCUCAGAAUUGCUCUAUGGCUGCCAUUUUAGAGUUGUCUUUAUUGGGUCAACCCUCUUUGCUUUACAACAGCUAUCUGGUAUAAAUGCUGUAUUUUAUUUCUCUUCAUCUGUAUUUAAAAGUGCGGGAGUACCAUCAGACCUUGCGAAUGUGUUCAUUGGAGUUGCAAAUUUAACAGGAUCUAUCAUUGCGAUGCUAUUAAUGGACAAACUUGGAAGGAAGGUGCUUCUUCUGUGGAGUUUCUUUGGCAUGACUAUAUCAAUGGUUCUUCAAGUCACUGCAGCAAAUACUUAUGUGUCAGGCUCUGGAUCUUUAUACCUAUCAGUUGGCGGCAUGCUAAUGUUCGUCUUUACAUUUGCACUAGGAGCAGGUCCUGUUCCAGGUCUUCUUCUACCAGAAAUUUUCCCUAGUCGAAUCAGGGCAAAAGCUAUGGCAAUCUGUAUGUCAGUGCACUGGGUAAUUAAUUUCUUUGUGGGCUUGCUGUUCCUUCGUUUGCUGGAGCAACUUGGGCCACAGCUCUUAUACUCGAUGUUUGCAAGUGUUUGCAUGAUGGCUGUGGUCUUCGUUAAAAGGAAUGUAAUGGAGACAAAAGGAAAAUCUCUUCAAGAAAUUGAGAUAGCUCUUCUCCCACAGGAAUAGAGGGUCAAAACAUAAACAAAUGGGAAGGGCAGGAAUUUUGAUUGAACAAUAGAUCUCAUGGAAACCAAGUUUGGCACCAGGCAGAUGUUUGACAUGAAGUAAUAGUUAUAAAUCCAUCUGGCCCUUAAUUCAUCUGGGGCCAAUUGUAUUUUGUGGAGAGUUCAUAAUAUUGUAGUGAGAGCGAUGUAUUCCGGCAUCAAAUGAUAUUAGAUGCGCUGUGUAUGUGACAUUUUUUUAUCAAAUCUUUAUGGUUCAAUUUGUUUUU